This is a messenger RNA of Theobroma cacao (cacao), 1676 nucleotides long. Its product is annotated as F-box protein At3g07870-like. NCBI's taxonomy places the organism in Eukaryota, Viridiplantae, Streptophyta, Magnoliopsida, Malvales, Malvaceae. The record is from RefSeq and is a predicted model, not a curated record. Gene Ontology annotation, molecular function: protein binding.
AUCAAUUCCCUUUUGCUUUGUCCCGGUAAUCAAUGGAAAAAUUAGAACUUUUCUACAAGGGAGUUUGUUCAAUGAUGGGUUGCUAUAGAAACACUAAUUAAUUUCCUUGUGGUUUCCGUCUCCCCUUUUAUUUUCUCUUCCUCUUUUAUAAUAUUAAUUUGAUCUCAUCAAAGUCUACCAUGUUUAUCUUCAACUUAGCUUUUUGAUCCCCAAACCUACUCUUUGUAACCCAUGUGUUUUCUAAAUCUCUACCUAGCCAUGGACUCGGAUGAUGAGAAACAUGCUAAAAGAAGGAAAACCAACCAUGACGAUGAUCAGCCACAGACAACUGGGAUGGAAAUCCUUCCACACGAAAUCAUCGUCGACAUACUUUCAAGGCUACCGAUCACGUCGUUGGUGCAAUUCAAGUUUGUAUGCAGAGGAUGGCGUGCCUUAGCUCAAGAUCCUCUUCUUGCUGGUAUGCAUCUUUCCUGGAAAGCUGAUAGCAAUCCGUGCCUCAUCCUUCACUGUGAUUUUCCCAUCCGAAACCAGCUUUAUUUUGUAGAUUUAUCUGCUCACAACCAAGACAAAGAGAAGGUAAAAAGGUUAUAUGUACCUUUCCAGGCUACCAUGCCUGAAUUUGAUGUAGUAGGAUCUUGCAAUGGUUUAUUAUGCUUAUCUGAUUCAUUAUAUAACGAUGCACUAUAUGUUUACAAUCCUUUUACUAUGGAUUAUAUAGAGCUGCCAAAAUCUAGGCAAUAUCCAGAUCAGGAAGUAGUGUUUGGCUUUGGAUUUCAUCCAAAAACAAAGGAAUACAAGGUAGUUAAGAUAGUUUACUAUAGGAAUACAAGUAGUAGCUACAAUCGUGCCCGAAGAAUCAUUUAUCCGCAAUCAGAUGUUCAAAUUUUCACUCUGGGAAGCUCUGCCUGGAGGAGUCUGGGAAAAGUAUCAUACCAGUUUGUAAGGCGCCCUUCAGAGGCUUUGGUUAGUGGAAGACUUCAUUGGGUGAGUAGGCCACGCAGAUAUUACCCUGCUCGCCGGCUUAUGUCGUUUGACUUAGCAGAUGAACAAUUCCGAGAGGUCCCGAAACCCGAUUGUGGUGGUCUAAACAGGUGUAAUUUUCAUCUGUCUGUUUUAAGGGGUUGUCUUGCUGCAGCUGUUUAUGGAAAUUAUGGGAAAUUGGAGAUAUGGGUUAUGAAAGACUAUAACGUGAAGGAGUCUUGGAUCAAAGAGUUCAGCAUUGGAGCCUACACGCCGAAGUGUUUGAAACAGAAUCUGGACCGAGACAGACCUUUGAAGAUUUGGAAGAAUGCUUCAAACGGAAAAGUUGUUCGAGUUCUUUGCUUACUUGAGAAUGGUGAAAUCUUGUUGGAGUAUAAGAACAGAGUUUUAGUCUCCUAUGAUCCCAAGAAAGGGAAAUUUAGGGAUCUUGUAUUGCAGGGGAUACCUAAUUGGUUUCAAACAGUUGUUCAUGCAGGCAGUUUCAAUUGGAUUAACACCCCUCCUUGAUUUGUGAACGUUGCAGCAAUGAAAAAAUGGAUGCCUCUUUCCUUGUGAGUUGGCUGCUCUAUAAGAGAAAAGUGCUUUUCAUGUUUGUUUGUACUUCCUGAAUUUAGGUUGUUUCUUACCUUGAUACAUCUCAUUGUGAUUUUAUGAAUGUUAAACACAAUUCAAAAUUUGGGAAAUUUAGAUGUUGA